AUGGCCAUCCCCGUCGUCGUUCUCGACCCCGAACUCACCGCGCCCGCCAAGCAAGCCUCGCAGCCGCAGGUCUUUCCCGCCUUCGCCUCGACGUCUGCUCCGCUCCGUCACGUUGAUGGCGCCUUUACCGACGCCGCCAAGAUACGCGAACUUGCACAGCAGGUUGACGUGCUAACGGUCGAGAUCGAGCACGUCAAUGUUGCCGCGCUCAAGGAGGUUGCGGACGAGUGUGCGACGACUGGCGGUCGAUCAGGCAAGGGCAUCAAGGUCUACCCUUCGCCCUCCAUCAUCGGCAUCAUUCAGGACAAGUACCUGCAGAAGGUCCACCUCGCCAAGCGCGGCGUCCCCGUUGCUCCCUUCCUUCCCAUCACCGCCGACUCGUCUGCCGUCUCUUCCGACGACCCGCUCGCCUCGCUCGUCCCGUCUGUCUUGGAGGCAGGAGAGAAGUUCGGCUACCCUCUCAUGCUCAAGUCUCGGCACCUCGCCUACGACGGCAAGGGCAACUUUGUCCUCCGGUCCUCCUCGCCUUCCGAUGUCCGCGCCGCUCUCGAAGCCCUCGUCCCCGCCUCUUCGCUCUCCUCUCCCUCCGCUCGACCCCUCACGGACCGCCUAUACGCCGAAUUAUUCGCUCCCUUCGUCAAGGAGGUUGCAGUCAUGGUCGCGCGCGGCGCAUCCGGCGAGACCCGCGCCUACCCCGCCGUCGAGACGAUCCACCGCGAUUCCGUCUGUCACAUCGUCUACGCCCCGCUUCGACCGCCUGUCGACCCGAAGAACGGUGUCGGCCGGGAACAGCGUGGCCAGAAUGCGGUGGUUGGCAAGUCGGUCAACGAGCGUGCGCAGGAGGACGCGCAGAAGGCGAUUGACGCGUUGGGCGAGGGUGCAGUGGGCGUCUUUGGCGUUGAGAUGUUCUUGAUGGCCGACGGCUCGCUCCUCCUCAACGAGAUCGCGCCCCGACCGCACAACUCGGGCCACUACACCAUCGAGGCUUGCAACGUCUCGCAAUACGUCUCGCACCUUUACGCCAUCCUCUCCCUCCCUCUUCCUCCCAUCACCUUCACUCCUCCCGCCGCCGCCAUGCUCAACCUCCUCGGGUACUCCGACUCGGCCAAGGACGACUUCCUUCGACCUGACGGUGUCGUCGCCAAGGCUGUAGAGCUCGGCGCCGCCAUCCACCUCUACGGCAAAGCCGGCUGUCGCAAAGGUCGCAAGAUGGGACACAUCACCGUCCUCGGCGCGUCCGACGCCGACGUCCGCACCAAGAUUGCGCAACUCGCUGCGGUCCUCCCGGGCUCGUACGCCGAACCCGACCGUGACGCCGACAUCUUCGAGACCUCGCCUCACAAGCCGUUCUCGAGCAACCACCCCCUCGUGUCGAUCGUCAUGGGCUCCGACUCCGACUUGCCCGUCAUGAAGCCCGCCGCGCAGAUCCUGACCAAGUUCGGCGUCGAGUUCGAGCUGUCGAUCGUUUCAGCUCACCGGACCGCGAUGCGCAUGGAGGAGUUUGCGCACAAGGCGGAGGAGCGUGGCGUGCGGGUCAUCAUCGCCGGUGCAGGAGGCGCAGCGCACCUUCCCGGCAUGGUCGCGAGCGCGACAUCCCUCCCCGUCGUCGGCGUGCCCGUCAAGGCUUCGGUUCUCGACGGAGUCGACUCGCUCUAUUCGAUCGUGCAGAUGCCGCGUGGCAUCCCCUGCGCGACCGUCGGCAUCAACAAUUCGACGAACGCGGCGCUCCUCGCGGUUCGCAUCCUGUCGACGUAUCAGCCGAGGCUGAGGAGGGCGCUCGAGGACUACGCGCACGGCCUCGAGGACGAGGUGCUCGCCAAGGUUGGCAAGAUUGAGGAGGUCGGAUGGGAUGCGUACGAGUACAAGAAGUAA
Molecule: messenger RNA, 1872 nt
Organism: Rhodotorula toruloides NP11
Lineage: Eukaryota; Fungi; Basidiomycota; Microbotryomycetes; Sporidiobolales; Sporidiobolaceae
Product: phosphoribosylaminoimidazole carboxylase
Exons: 2
Coding region: 1-1872 (623 amino acids)
Biological process (GO): 'de novo' IMP biosynthetic process
Molecular function (GO): ATP binding; phosphoribosylaminoimidazole carboxylase activity; metal ion binding
Source: RefSeq, a predicted model, not a curated record